AUGAAAAGUCAUCAUAAUCAUAAUCUCCUUCAUUCUUCUUUCACUUCUGAAAACAACAACAACUCUAUCCUCCAAUUAAACUCAAAUAACCAAUUCACAAAAAACAUGGCGAUAUCACCUCAAACUUUUCCCACAACUAAACGACCACCUUCAGAGUCGUCGUUUAUCUCUCCAAACUUCACCAACUUCAACCUCCUCCACUCUCUCUUAUACCUCACCAAACAAAUAUGUUCAUUAAACGCACCUCCUUGGUGUCGUUUUCUCUUAAACAAAACCUCCUCUUCCAUCAUCCGUAAAACGCAACUCCUCGGCCUCGUUUUCGAAGACCUAACUCGCAAUUCUGAUUCAAUUUCAAUAUCAAUUACAACUUCAACUUCAACUUCAACUUCAACUUCAACUUCAACCACUCUUUGUUCAAAUUCUUUCGUCCUUUGUCUCGAAGAAAUGUACAUAGUGUUACACAGGAUCAAAGCCUUGAUAGAAGAUUGUUCCAAUGGUAGCAAAUUCGCUGUAUUAAUGCAAAUUGAAACCAUCGCUGACAAUUUCAACAAACUCACCGGAGAAUUAUCAACACUUCUAGAUGUUUUUCCAAUUCAUCAGUUUAACUUCAACGACGAUGUUUUGGAGAUUGUUCAUCUCAUCAGAAAACAAUGUUCAGAAUCAAAGCUUCUAUUAGGUGAAGAACAAGUUAGUCUCCGAAACGAUGUAGUUUCCGUUCUCGAAGGGAUUAAAAGAGAGAUUAUCCCGAAUCAGGAGAAACUAGCUUCGAUUUUUGAGAAAUUGGAGAUUCGCGAUUCGAGAAAUUGCAGUAGCGAGAUUGAAAGUCUUCAAGAAGAGAUUCAGAAUCGAAGCGAAGAACAAUCGAAAUCCGAUAUGUUUGCUUUGAUCGGCCUCAUUCGAUACGCGAAGUGUGUACUCUUCGGAGCAUCAACGCCGUCAUCGAGAAACGAAACACUCCGGCGGAAUCAGUCGUUGGAGGUUGUUGUUCCGGCAGAUUAUCGUUGUCCGAUCAGCUUAGAACUGAUUCGUGAUCCUGUCGUCGUGGCAACAGGACAGACGUAUGAUCGUGCCUCCAUCAAGUUAUGGAUUGAAUCUGGACACAACACGUGUCCCAAAACAGCUCAGACCCUGGCCCACACAGAUUUAAUACCUAACCAUGCUUUGAGAAACAUGAUAGCUUUGUGGUGCAGAGAACAGAAAAUUCCGUAUGAAGAUGAAACGGUAACCGUUAAAAUAAACGGCGGGGGUGACCAAUAA
This is a messenger RNA of Vicia faba (fava bean), 1257 nucleotides long. Lineage: Eukaryota; Viridiplantae; Streptophyta; Magnoliopsida; Fabales; Fabaceae. The record is from the annotation of a GenBank genome assembly.